Molecule: messenger RNA, 1569 nt
Organism: Diuraphis noxia (Russian wheat aphid)
Lineage: Eukaryota; Metazoa; Arthropoda; Insecta; Hemiptera; Aphididae
Product: protein FAM91A1
Source: RefSeq, a predicted model, not a curated record
AUGAGACACUUGAAAAUUUUGGCUACAGUAUUAGAGAUUGACUUGGAAUCCGUUAAAAAUGCUGUCUCCUUAUUUUGCCGAUUAAAAAUUGCCCAUAAGAAAAAUCCUAAGACUUUUUCUACUCAUUCAUCCUGGUCUGGUACAAAAAAUAUACCAAAAUUAGAAAAAAUAAAUGUAGAAAAUGUAUCUGAUUUAUCUUCUCCAAUAAUAUUGYCCACUGAAGUACCAAAUGUUCUUGAGUCAUCUCCAGAUAAAAGCAAUUCUGAAAAAAGAAUGGCUUUUUUGUUUGAUUCAACUCUUACAGCUUUUUUAAUGAUGGGUAAUCUUUCCCCUAGUCUAAAAGAUCAUGCAGUUACAUUAUUUGAAGCUGGAAAAUUAACUGAUGAGGCAUUAAAUGUGUUUUUGGAUGAACUUGAUAAAGUUGCAGAUGGUUACAGUGCUGGUAGUUGUGUUUUUGGAAGUGAAACUCCUAGUGCAGGUGAGAGUGAAGGUGAAGCUAGACGAUAUUUUGAACAUGCUUUAACACUUAGAAGCACUGUGAAAGCAUUGAGAUCAGAAAAUUGCUCUAGUAAACUGGAUCUUAUUCGAUGGGAAAGUCUUAAGUCUUUAACAGCAGAUACAUGUGUUAGAUUUUUGAAAAAAAAUUACAACUUAUUAAUGUCAAUGGCUCCGUUAAAUAAAGAAACGCCCCUUUUGUCAUCACCAAAGUUACCACAUAUUGGUCCUCCUAUACCUGAAGUUAACUCUGUUUGGUUUAAACUUUAUUUAUACCAUAAAACAUGUUAUGGACCUCCAUCACUAUUAUUGAUUAGAGGUGUGCGAUUGUGGAAUGUUCCUAAAAUAUUUAGACAUUGUUCUAAAGUAAUGAUAACUACUUGGGGACAUGAUCCUCAUUUUAUACCUAUUGAGAACUUAUUAACUAUUAUCAAUGACACUUUAAAAGAAUCACCAGUUCUUAUACAAGCUUGUAAUCCAAAUACAUGUGUACUACCAUUUCCAAUAAUGCACCAUUUUCAAAAUGAGCAUUCUUUUUUAUAUGAAGAAAAUUUUUUAAAAAGUUUAUCAAAUGUUUUAAACAUAAAAAAUACGUGUGGGUAUAUAACUUGUGCAACAACACCAACUAAAUAUGAAAAGAAAUUAAUUUCAGAACAGCCUAGUGAUGCUUCACCGAUUUUUCAAAAAAAUGGAGUAUCUCUCUUAAAAGAAGAAUUAGAAAAAUUAAAUGAUGCAUCAUGUGUAAAGAAAACAAUGCUAUUAGAACCUGUUUAUGAUACAUCAGAAUGGACUUUGUUAGACUGUUGUUUUGGUGUGCCACUUUUUAAUUCAGAUAUCAACCAAAAUAUUUGUAAAUAUAUUGUAGAUAAUCAAAUGUGGAAUGAAGAAAAGAAUAAAAAAUUUGUUCGCACCAUCAAUACAUUUAACUCGUGUCUCUCUCACACACACACACUACAUAUAUAUUCACUGAGAAAGCUCAAUUUAAAAAACUUAACUGUUGUGAAAAACUAAUGAGAGAAAGUAGAUGUUGUUACAUUUAAAAUUAAUAAUUGGUCAAAUUACUAAUAUUUAAGC